UCAAACAGAUGGAGGAGGAGAGCAAUCACAAGACUAAGAGGAUGGUAGACCUCACCCUGGAGAUCAUCUAUCUGCUGACUGGAGAGGUGAGGAGGAUUCUGGGAGGUCACAUGACCAGGAAAGAAAGCCCCAUGAUGGAGCCUCUUAUUCCCCCAAGCAAUCACAAAAAGAUCCUAGAAGUCACCCAGAAGAUUAUUGAGCUGCUGACAGGAGAGGUUCCUAUAAGGUGUCAGGAUGUCGCUGUCUCAUUCAACACAGAAGAAGGGAAGUAUUCGGGAUGCAAUGAUCAGCACAAAGAGCCUGCCACAUCACUGGAAACCAGAGAGACUCGGAGAGACGUUAAAGCUGAGGAGGAGGAAGAAGAAGAACAUGUGAGGAUUAAAGAGGAAGAAAUCCCUCCAGAGAUCAGCACAGAGGAGUGGGAGUAUAUAGAAGGACACAAGGAUCUCUACAGGGACGUCAUGAUGGAGAACCGGCCGCUCCUCACAUCACCGGAUGGAUCCAGUAAUGGGAACCCACAAGAGAGAUGUCCCCGUCCUCUGUAUUCCCGG
Molecule: messenger RNA, 551 nt
Organism: Staurois parvus
Lineage: Eukaryota; Metazoa; Chordata; Amphibia; Anura; Ranidae
Source: the annotation of a GenBank genome assembly